AUGAGUCUCCAAGAGAAGCCACUAGAAAUAAGCCAGCAAGAUGGUGCUGACAAGGGGCCUACCUCAUCUCCUCUGAGCAUUGAACUCAGCGAUGAUACAGCCGACGGAGGAGCAGCAAAGAAGUCUCUCGCUUUCUACCUGACAUUCGUCACUGUCCUCAUCAACAUCUUCCUUUACGGCCUUGACGCCACUACGUUGGCAGUAGCCACCCCGGCUAUUGCGGCUGACCUGGGAGGUACAUCGUUGGAGUCUUUCUGGGCCUCCAUUUCGUACCUUCUCGCCGUUAUUGUCAUCCAGCCGUUGUAUGCGGCGCUAUCCGAUGUCAUCGGUCGCAAACCAUGCCUCUUUGCCGCAUAUGCCUUCUUCUUUGCCGGCUCCAUUGUCUUCUCGCUGGCUCGCAACAUGGGUGGCGUCAUUGCAGGGCGUGUUCUGCAGGGCUUGGGUGGCGGCGGCCUAGAUGUUUUGAGUGAAAUUAUCGUCACCGACAUGACCACGUUGAAGGAGCGUUCCAUGUAUCUCGGGCUCAUGGCCAUCCCUACAGCCCUCGGAAGCAUCCUCGGGCCAACCGUGGGAGGUUUGUUCAGUAGUCUCGUCACAUGGCGGUGGCUCGGCUGGAUCAACCUCCCGUUUCUUGGGAUUUCCUUCACGCUGACCGUCUUCUUUCUUCGCCUUCGACCACUCGAACACUCCCGAUUGUCGCAACUCCGUCAACUGGACUGGGUUGGCAUGCCUCUCUUCACUGCGGGUACCGUGCUCUUUUCUCUUCCUCUUAGCUGGGCAGGAAACCUCUACGAUUGGGGCUCUUUCCGCACCCUUCUUCCUCUCUUGCUUGGAGUCGCCAUACUAGCAAUUUUUGCCUUCUACGAGAGCAAGCCGACAUUUCCAAUCAUGCCGCAUCGCAUUUUCAAAUCCAAAACAGCCUCAGCGACGUUAGCCAGCGUCUUUUUACACGGCGUUUCACUUUACUCGCUAUUGCAGUGGCUACCGCUACUCUACCAGGCUGUCAUGGCCAAGACCGUGCUACAGUCGGCUGUGUCACUUUUGCCCACAAGCGCCUCCUGCGUGGCGUUCGCCGUUGGCGGAGUCGCUAUUGUCGGACUGGCUAAUGCGGGAUAUCGAUGGAGCAUCCGGGUUUCGUGGGUAUUGAUAGUCGCAGGAACGGGAAUCCUCGCCCUUCUUCACCACGGUUCAUCGGCCUCAAUCUUGCAUGGACUUCCAGUCGUAUGGGCGGCCGGGAUUGGUCUGUUGCUCCGACUCUUGUUUCUCCCGCUACAAGCAAGCGUCGUUCGCGUUGAUGAUACAGGGCUGGCCAUUGGGAUUCUCUUGACUUUCCGGCUGCUUGGUGGUCUUGUAGGGCUUUCUAUCUGCUCUACAGUGUUCAGCAGCUACUUCUCGCGAUCCAUCGGAGCCAUUGGUGAACUUCCGCCGUCAUUGGAGCAUCUGCGAGAUCCAGAUGCGGCCGUAGCCUUCAUUCCUCAGCUGAGAGUACUUGAACUGCCAGAGGAAACAUUAUUACCUAUAAUACAGGCAUACCAAACUGCCAUAAGAGCGAUCAUAUACACAAUGACUGGCUUUGGGGGUCUCGGACUACUGAGUUCAUUCUUCAUAAGCGAUCUGAGCUUGCAAAAGACAGAGAGGGGACAGCAGCAGUUUGAGGGCUAA
Molecule: messenger RNA, 1662 nt
Organism: Colletotrichum truncatum
Lineage: Eukaryota; Fungi; Ascomycota; Sordariomycetes; Glomerellales; Glomerellaceae
Biological process (GO): transmembrane transport
Cellular component (GO): plasma membrane
Molecular function (GO): transmembrane transporter activity
Source: RefSeq, a predicted model, not a curated record